AUGAGGGACAGUCUGCCUUGCAUAAACGUCCUUCCCACCGACCGCACUUCAAUAGUUUCCGAUACUAGUACUCUGAUAGGAUCAGACUCAAAUGCAUUCCCGAAACAACCUCCCCAUAACAGUCACCACAACAGUAUGAACAGUAACAUAUAUCAUAGCCCCAAGGCCAGCAGCCCUUUGGUGAGCUAUAAGAUGUCAUCUCCUGUGCUUUUGAAGAGGGCGACUGCUCCCGUACUCCCAAGUUUUAAGCCCAAAGAGCAGCGAUAUAGUAAACCACAAGGUUGCUCGCUAAUAACUGCUGUGGAACUGGGCAAGCUUAUCGACACUUUACCGCGAGAAGAAGUGCUUUUACUGGACGUGAGACCGUUUACCGAACACGCCAAAUCCAUCAUUAUAGACUCCAUUCAUGUUUGUCUACCUUCUACGCUUUUAAGAAGAAAGAAUUUUACCUUUUCCAAACUCCUGGAAAAUUUGACUCCCAGUGAGCAAACUAUGUUGAGAGGCAAACUCUCUGUAGACAACCUUCGCAUUAUCAUUUAUGAUAACACUGCAAACCAAACAGAAAGCUCUGUCUCUUUGCCUUGCUUUGGCAUUGCUUCCAAGCUAGUAGAAUUCGAUACUGAAGCCAAAAAAACAGUAUCCGUACUGAUGUGUGGCUUUUCUCAAUUUAAAAUUAUAUUUCCAGACCAUAUCAAAACAAGUGUCAAUAACGCAGAUUGCAUUGCUUCCUUCGAACCUAAAAGUCCCAAGAUCAACCCUUACAGUAAAGUACACAGCACAGUUCCGCACAUAACGGCAACUACUCCAUUGUCGUCCCCGCAAAUGAACCUUAGGUUAAACGUCCCUGAUGAUAAUAGAUCGGACCACUCAAGCCUUUCCAACUCUCCCACCCCACGUAAUAUUCUCGCAGACUCCCCCAUAUCUUCAUCUUCUCCCAUAUCCGCCCUAUUCAAAUUCCAACUACCGGCGCCUCAAACAAAUAUCAAUCAGAUAUUCAAAUUCUCGCAAAACGAAGAAAUAAUGGACCUGGAAACAUACUUGAGUGCAGUUAACAUCAAAGAAGAACAUGAAAGAUGGUGCAGUAAUGAUUCCGCAAAGAAUUCCUUACAAAAUUUUCAAUUUCCAAAGAAACAAGCUUCCCGUACCAUGGACACUAAUAAAGACAAACUAGGCUUCCAGAUCAAAUAUGAAAAAAUGCGCAAAAUCUAUAGACAAGAAGAUAUUGAUUCUAUAAUACCUGAAUGGUUCCAACACCUGAUGACAAUCUCUAAAAUUGAACUUGUCUCCCAAUUUCAGAAAUUGGAUUUCUUAGAGAAAAGACGUUUGAACCAUUCUUUAUCCUUUAAAAAACAGGAUAACACGUUUGUAAUUGAUGAGGCUUCAACAUACCUCGAGAAAUCGACCUCCACGUCCUCUUCUAUUAUCAUGCCUCCAAAAUUCCCUGACGUGGGUAAAGUACAAAAAAGAUCACACUCUCAACCAAUAUUCACUCAAUACAGUAAAUAUAAAUCUAUGUUAAGUCUUGAAUCAGACUCGGACUCGGACUCAGAUGACGUUAUAAUUUCAUCAGGCGUCGAACUGGGCGCCAAGAACAGGUACAAGGACAUUUUCCCCUAUGAGCAUUCAAGGGUAAUCCUAAGGAAAGGUUCGCAAUCAUCAAUAAACACUAAACGCUCACAUUCCACACCCGAUGGUGGUAUCCUGGACAAUUACAUCAACGCGAAUUAUUUAUCUCUGCCAAGAUUAUCCAUUGAGCAAAAUUUGACAUUCCCAACAGCAACUGCCACAGCAAGAAGAGUCCGUUAUAUUGCCACACAGGCGCCGAUGCCUUCUACCGUACACGAUUUUUAUACAUGCAUACUGAACAAUGGUGUCCCAUUGGUUCUUUCCUUAACAAACGAUUUCGAAAAUGGUAUUGAAAAGUGUUAUCGUUACUGGCAAGAAGGUAAUUAUAACGGGAUCCAGGUCAAAUUACUAGAAAAAAAAAUAUUAAGAAUGCCCAAUAGUAACAAUACAAGGGCAAAAACGAAGACUAUGAAAGAUAGCGAUUUCUUUUCAGCCAACACCAAAGGUGAUGAUGAUGGCGAUGACGAUGAUGACUCAAUAUUUAUCAGAAAGAUCCAAUUAAUUUAUCAUGAUCAAGAAAAACCCUAUGAGGUGUUACAGAUUCAAGUGAAAAAUUGGCCCGACUUAGGCACUUUGCUCAAUCCAACCUCGAUCGUGCAAGCAAUCAACAUAAAGAACCACAUAAUAGGUGCAUUAUUUGCAGGAAAAUUUUAUCAAGACGAUCAACUUCCUACGAUAUUGGUACAUUGUUCCGCAGGUUGUGGAAGAACCGGCACUUUAUGUACAGUGGAUUCCAUCCUCUCGAAUUUCGAAAUGUUUGAAGCUUUACAAAAGGAGUUCAUUAAAUUAAAAUAUCCAGCAAAAUUGUUUGAUCCAAUUUCUUGGAUAAUCAAUAUUUUUAGAAAGCAAAGAAUAUCCAUGGUCCAAAACAUCAAUCAGUUCAUUUUCAUUUAUGACUGUUUGUUAUUUUAUUUUAGAUUACGUCUUAAUGAUAUAACAGAUACAAAGGUCGAUGAUAAAAAUUGCAAUGACAACAUAUCAUUGACCUCGCUAAAUGACGAAAUCAAAGAUUUGAAGAUUUUGGAGACGUUUAUUAACGAUAAACUGAACGAACCUCCACAAUAA
Saccharomyces eubayanus is the source of this 2691-nucleotide messenger RNA. RefSeq names its product tyrosine protein phosphatase PTP3 (gene PTP3). The transcript has a single exon. The record is from RefSeq and is a predicted model, not a curated record. Bases 1 to 2691 code for a protein of 896 amino acids. Gene Ontology annotation, biological process: protein dephosphorylation. Gene Ontology annotation, molecular function: protein tyrosine phosphatase activity. Lineage: Eukaryota; Fungi; Ascomycota; Saccharomycetes; Saccharomycetales; Saccharomycetaceae.